This is a messenger RNA of Schistocerca nitens (vagrant locust), 4548 nucleotides long. RefSeq lists its product as uncharacterized. The transcript is spliced from 15 exons. Gene Ontology annotation, cellular component: centriole; centrosome. The record is from RefSeq and is a predicted model, not a curated record. Gene Ontology annotation, biological process: centrosome separation; mitotic cytokinetic process; centriole replication. Bases 332 to 4396 code for a protein of 1354 amino acids. Lineage: Eukaryota; Metazoa; Arthropoda; Insecta; Orthoptera; Acrididae.
CUAUACUUUGGUAACAUGUUGUUUACGGGUGCUAUGCGUCAAUUUCAAAUUAAGCAGAGCCACUGGAUGACUAUUAUUUGCAACUGAAGAAUUACUUAAGUGCACAAGAGAUUGCCAGAGACAAACAGUGACAAAUGACACUCUUGAAGCGACUCGAAGUGGAUUCCUGCUGCUAGAAAACUGAAAACGUGUGCUUCUUGUAUGGCAUGGUUAUAAACAUAAUUGGGAGGAAUACAAACUACAGCUUAAUAGUUCUCAACUUAAUCAGUGAGAAGAAUGCAAUGUUUUUGUUUUUCAUGGAAUAUGAUUGGAGGCAUCCACAGCAAAAGAUAUGAGUGACACUGAUGAUACUGAUCUCCUUUUGAUUAUUCCUCCAGAUUUUUUUAAUGUGCGCUCGUCUGAUUCUGAGGACUCGGAAUUUUCGGUUAUCAGAAGAGACUCUGACAUCAGUCGUCACAUUGUGCAAGACCUGGUUAAUCAUGUUAAUCAGCUUGAGUCCAGAGUGUGUACAAUUGAAAGUAAGGAAAAUCUAGUUUCAAAUGGCAGAAGUCUUGACUGCUCAGUGGCCGUCGACUCUGCAGAUAUAAAGCACGGUGAUGUGGCUCUUAGUUUCUAUUCAAUGACAUCAACAGGCUAUAGAUUUGGAACCAGUUUAGAUUGUAACAGAAGUGCACUGCGUACAUCUUGGAAGCAGAAGCCCCAGUCUCUCCCUACUACUCCAAGCACCCAUCACCAGAGGCUUCAGCUAAUACCUGAUAUUUUAGGACACUCUUACACUAAUGCAAUUCAUGAACGAGAGAAUAUUCGUUCAUGCGCAGGAAAUAGAAUUCCUGACGACAGAAUAAAGAGUAGCACAUCACUUGCAGACAAUUUAUCAAAAAAUGAUUCAGCUCGGACUGUGUUAUCUGACAGCAGUGAUAGUUACCCUCUAUUCUCAGAACCAGAUGACCAAAGAACAAUGUCUUAUCAAGACUUGAGUUUCUUGAGUGAAAUUGAUGAAUUCCUUGAAAGUAAAAGAGCAGUUUCACGAGAACAUGAGAUUACAUCUGAUCUCAUGGCAAACAAUGACCUUAAAAGUAAACUGGAAAAGAACAAUAUAAACAGUAAUAAAAAGGGUAGCAGCUUUAUAGAAUUUGACAGUAUGAACAAGCCUGCUUCAUUAUUCCAUCCUGAUGUGAAUUCUAUUGUUUAUGAUACAAAAAGGUUAACAUUGUCUGAUGUUGAUAAACUACUUUUGGAAAUGGAGAAAAAACAGUCUGAAAUAGAGCAAAAAUUAAAACUUGGUAGACCUUCUUAUCACUCUUCAGUGCCUGUGUCAUACAGUUGUGAUAGACCGUCUUCCAUAUUUUCUGAUAGCAGAAAGCAGUCUGAUGAUAGAAAUCGCAGUACAGUUUCAGUACCUGAAUCUCAAAGUUAUAAUGGAACUGUAAAUUCCAAUGGCAGAUGGAAAGAGGUGAAUGAUGAAAUGCUACCUGCUGCACAUGAUGUAUGCACAGAAGGCAAAAAAUCUCUUGAGAAAGGAGAAGUAGAGACAAUGGCAGUAUCUAAAAAAUUAUCCGUUGUAGGUGAUAAUAUUUGUUCAGUACCUGACUUAGGAUAUGGUGUUCGAAACAUAAUGAUGCAACCAUCAAGCAGUGCAGAUCACGAGACACUGCUAACUAAUUCAGCUGAUCAGAGAGGACAUGUUACAAGUAGAAAUAUAUGUGUAAAAGGAAACGAAGUUCCUAAACAAUAUGCCACAGAAGAAUCAUCAGUGUGUGCUUCUAUGCUUAGGGAUAAUAUUGGCUCAGUGCCAGACUCACAAUAUGGUGUUCAAAACUUAAUGAUGCAGCAUUCAGAGAAUGCAAACCACCCACCAACACAGAAUGUUUCAGCUGAUGAGAGAAACAGUAUUGCAAGUGCAAAUACCCUAGCUAGUCAUACUACUUUAAUAAGUAUGAGUGAAUCGUUGAACCAUUUACCCAGCAAGAACCCUACAAAUAUAUCAGAUGCAAGUAACAGAACCAACGUAACCCUACCGGUAAGCAGUGAAGGCAGACUGACAGUGCAGUCCAGCAAUAAAGAAAAUGAGGUGUUGUGUCAAAUACUGGAUAGACCAUACCAGCCACCCUCUCAUGGUUCAAUGCGAGUUACUUCAAGACAUUUCACCAACAUACUUGAAAUUGAUGAAAAAAAUAACAAGAAUCAAACAGAAUGUUACACAGAAGAUAACAGAAGUAAGUUGCAGCAACCAUUUGGUAUUGCCGCCCCCUCAAUGAACAAUGUGGGAGAUAAGAUUGUUCCCAAUGAACAUCAGGGCUUCCACAAUAUGACAAAAUGUGGUGAGCAAGUUGAUGCUGGUGUUGUGAAACAAAUGGACCAGGCUGUUAAUAGUGGAAGGAACUCAAAUGGUGAUACAGACACUAUUACAAACAGAAGAGUGAGGGAAAUGCCUAACAGGAGGAUGGAUUUCAGUGGUCAUACAUAUUCUGGGAAAUUCAUGAAGAAGAAAGUUGAAUUUUCCAGGGAAUCCUCUAACACUCACAUCAAAGGCAAAUCAGGAUCAUGGACUGAUGGUGGGUCAAAUGUGUUCCAAAUGAGGAGGAAUGGCCAUUAUGAUAACACUUCAACAAGUAGUGGACCAUUAUUGAGUCUGUCAGAAUUGUGGGGUAGUGACAGUAGUGGGCAUAAUCGAAAAUCGUCAAAUAUAGAACAACGUCUUGAAGAAGAAGUAUAUCGUCGACAGCACUGUGAACGCCUUGUUCAAGAAUUACAACGGCAGCUGUUGGAGGAACGUGAGAAGCUUGCAGUUGCCAUGAGAGUUGAUGAGAGCAAGGACUAUGCCAUUUCCCAAUUACAGACUGCUUGGGACAAGUUGGUUGGCCAUUGGAAUGAUCUUGAGGACGAGCGUAAUGAGCUUGCACAGCAACUGCAAGACCAUAAAAUCGCUGCUGCCCAGGAGGUUACUGAGUUACAAGAGAAAGUGAAGUCUGUGGAGAGAGAACUUUCAAGAGCUCUGGAACUAGCACAGGGUUAUCAGACUAGAUGCUCUGAAAUGGAAUGUGAAUUAGUCAAAGCAAAGAGCAGUACAGAGGCUACUGUGGCUCUCAGUGAAGCAAAGAUGCUAAAUCUGAACAAUGAAAUUGCUUCUAUUACUGCUGAAAGGGACCGGUUGUUGACACGUGUAUCUGAUGUUGAAACAGCCAUAACAAAGGAUAGAAGCCUACUGAAGGAAGCUGAGGCAGAAAUGAAGAAAAUGCAAGAUACAGUGACGAACCAAGAGGCAGAAAUUCAUUCUCUCAAGCAGCAAAGUGAAACAUUAUUGCUAAGGUUAAAUGAGGCAAAGUCAAAGAAUCAGCUAUUGGAGAAUAGUAAGACAGCUGUUCAAAAGGCCUUGGAAGAAACUAAAAAGAAGGAGAAGGAGAGACAGAGUGAACUGAAGGAAGUUGUGGAACAAAUGAAGCAAGAGAAGCUAAAACUUCGUGAUUCGUACCAACAGCAAGUAGAAACAUUAGUCCAUGAGAAAGUCCAAGAAUUCCAGUCACAGCUAGAUGCUGCUGAGACAGCUUUGGAGCAACGAGAGAAAACACUUGCUGAAAUGACGUCACAGCAAAUCAAACUUCUCACAGAAAAAUAUCAGAUGGAAGUAAAACUACUAGAAGAGAAACAACAAGAUGAAAUGAAGUUGUAUAAGAUACAACUAGCACAGGCAAAUCAGCAGCUUGAAAAAUUACAGGCACAGCUUCAGUUGCAAACUAAACAUCGGAAUGAACUUUUGGAGCAACUUCAUGAUGCAAUGGAGGCUCAGUGGCAGGAGGCUUUACGUAUGGUGCAAGGUAAAGGUGAUGCAUGGACUACAAGUCAUUUUAAUGAUGUGGACAGUCCCUCUCACAGAAAAUCCCCAUCUACAAAGGACCAUCCUGUUUCAGUGCCUGAAACUACGGCCAUUGACAAGUACCAGUUUGCAAAGAUGUUGGAUACCGUUAAAAAUGCCGCAGCUUUCCAGGAGGCAUAUCACUCUGAUAUCCCUCCAUUGACUCUUCCUACAUCAAGUGCAGCAUCGACUGUAGAUGAUGAGCCUUUUAGUAAAGAAGACCAACUUACGUACAGAGUACAGGAAAACAAGCAGCAUUCUGUUAGUCCAGGAGAAGAACUCAGGAAAUAUAUUCAACAGCUUUUGGAUAGAUCACCAGGAAAUCCUAUACAAGAAGUUACUCAAGAAUCAGCAGAGAGGGAUAUUGACAAAGAAAUGGAACAUCCAGUCAGCUCUGUUCCUGUAUGGGAACCAGUUGGCACUGAUCAGGCUUCCAUUUCAUCUGUUGCUAGUACAUCGCAGCUGGGUAUGAUAUCUAGAGAUGUUUACGACACAGUUAAAGGUACACGAAAUAUGAAGAGUAAUAAACCUCCAUGGAAAUAGCACCAUUAUAUUAUGAAGAUCGGUGUGCUCUCUGCACAUGUGCAUGUGCCUGUGGCUGAGGACCAAGAGCAUCAAGUGGUACGCCAUUUGCCUGGCGGCCAAUGCUACGUCCUCCCGUAUUGUUGCUGCCUGAUGUUUGGGCUGCUGCCGCA